Molecule: messenger RNA, 2281 nt
Organism: Rhinolophus ferrumequinum (greater horseshoe bat)
Lineage: Eukaryota; Metazoa; Chordata; Mammalia; Chiroptera; Rhinolophidae
Gene: FAM151A
Product: family with sequence similarity 151 member A
Exons: 8
Coding region: 473-2242 (589 amino acids)
Source: RefSeq, a predicted model, not a curated record
GUUCAUCAGGCAGACCUAAUCUGUCCUUGUCACCAACCUUGUCUGAUCUUGACUUCAAGAGAAAAAAGGACAAUCCAGCUGCUUCCUUUUACAAAGAGGAGCACCAGGACCAGAGAGGGGAAGAAACUUGCUGCAGGUCUCCAGAAAAGCAAGCUAGAUACAGGGUUUAUCAACUCCUAAGCAGGGAUAGACAGGCCGGGGGUGGGCUUUGGGCUCUGUGUGCUCAAAGGUCAUAUUGGGGGUGACAGGAUUUUCUGCUUGACUGUUAAGAUCCUGGGAGGGUGAGGGAAGAGGAGCAGGGAGGUGGAGAGAGGGGAGGGUCUGGGGUAUUCCACACCUGCAGGAGCUACCCUGCCCUGGGGGAGAAUUUGGUACUGCUGGGGGUUCCUGCCUCCCGCCCCAUCCCAGCUAAAGAGCAUUCAGGGACACUGGGCCUUGAGGAGUUGGGAGGCAUUCUCCAGAGAGAGUCGUCAUGGCCUACCUGAAGGAGUGCUCAAACAAGCGGACCAAGUGGAUCAUUGCCAGCGUUGCCAGUUUGAUUCUGGUGUGUGUCAUUGGAUUGGUCCUGUGCUUCACACUGCAGAAGGUCACCCAGCCAGGCUUUGAGCAGGAUGCGGCUUGCCGCCCGGACGCAGACAUGCUGGACUACUUGCUGAGCCUGGGCCAGAUCAGCCAACGGGACAGCCUGCUGGUCACCUGGUACCACGCUGCCAACAGCCAGAAAGAUAUGUGGGCUGCGCUGAACAGCAACGUCAUGGUCCUAGAGGCAGAUGUCACCGUAGAAGGGCUCAACACAGCCAAUGAGACAGGGGUCCCCAUCAUGGCGCACCCCCCGGCCAUCUAUAGCGACAACACCCUGCAGCAGUGGCUGGAGGCCGUGCUGGCCAAUUCCCAGAAAGGUAUCAAGCUGGAUUUCAAGAGUCUCAAGGCCGUGGGGCCCUCCCUGGAUCUCCUACAGCAGCUGACAAAGGACGGGAGAGUCCGGAGGCCUGUGUGGAUCAACGCCGACAUCCUGAGGGGCCCCAACGUGCCCAUCUCCAUCGAGCUCAAUGCCACACGGUUCCUGGCCUUGGUUCAGGAGAAGUAUCCUGAGGCUACCCUGUCUCCAGGCUGGACCACCCUCUAUAUGCCCCUGUUCCCAAACAGCACCUAUACCCGAGCCAUGGUGGAGAAGAUGCAGAAGCUGGUGGGAGCGCUGCCACAGAGGGUCACCUUCCCUGUGAGGGCUGUCAUGGCACAGGCUGCCUGGCCCCACUUCAGCUGGCUGCUGGGCCAAUCUGACAGGUACAGCCUGACGCUGUGGCAGGGUGCCUCGGACCCCGUGUCAGUGGACGACCUCCUCUACAUUCGGGACAACUGUGCCAUCCACCAAAUCUACUAUGACCUCUUCGAGCCUGUCCUUUCGCAGUUCAAGCAGCUUGCCAUGAAUGCCACAAGGAAGCGAAGCUACUACACAGGGGGCAGCCUGAUCCCUCUUCUUCAGCUCCCCAGGGGUGAUGGUCUGAGUGUGAUGUGGCUGGUUCCUGACAUCCAGGGCAACGGAACAGCAGCAACAGUGCAAUUCCCAGACAAAGAAGGCAUGAUCCUGCUGAACGUUGGCCUCCAGGAGCUUGCAGCUGGGGAUCCUAUGCCCAUAGUACGUGCCGCAGGUGGCCCUGUCCUGACGCUGGAGUCAUGCCUGCUGCAGCUUGCCACCCACCCUGGACGCUGGGGCAUUCAUUUGCACAUAGCAGAGCCCACAGCCCUUCGGCCGUCUCUGGCAGUGCUGGCCCACCUCUCCACCCGUGGCCACCUUUCUCGGCCUGUAUGGGUCGGUGCCACAGUCUCCCAUGGGAGUUUUGUGGUUCCUGGCCACGUGGCUGGCAAGGAGUUGCUUACAGCGGUAGCCGAGGUUUUCCCCCAUGUGACAGUGGCACCAGGCUGGCCUGAGGAGGUGCUGGGCAGUGGCUAUGGGGAACAGCUGCUCACAGAUAUGCUGGAGCUGUGCCAGGGCCUCUGGCAACCUGUGUCCUUCCAGCUGCAGGCUGGGCUGCUGGGCCAGAGCAUGGCUGGAGUUGUGGCCAGGCUACUGGCAGCCUCACCCCGGGCCACUGUCACAGUGGAGCACAGCUCCACAGAGGGCAACUAUACAUCUGUGCGGACAGUACUGCUCGCAGCCAGGGCCGUGGACAGAACCCGGGUCUACUACAGGCUGCCCCAGAGUUACCGCGAAGACUUGCUGGCAGAUGUUGGCAGAAACUGACCACCCAGUGGACUGAAGGACCCCUGGGUCAAGGCUUCC